Messenger RNA from Papaver somniferum (opium poppy), 648 nucleotides. RefSeq lists its product as uncharacterized. The coding region runs from base 1 to 648 and encodes 215 amino acids. NCBI's taxonomy places the organism in Eukaryota, Viridiplantae, Streptophyta, Magnoliopsida, Ranunculales, Papaveraceae. Gene Ontology annotation, molecular function: catalytic activity. The record is from RefSeq and is a predicted model, not a curated record. The transcript has a single exon.
AUGAUUCACGCUGCAGUUCAAUGUGAUCCUAGUCAACCUGAAUUAUUAUUAUCCUGUAUGUAUGGAUACUGUGAUUAUUCUAAGAAGAAAGCUCAAUGGGAAUUUAUCAAAGACAUUGGACUCAACAUUUCUCAACCCUGGGUUCUUCUUGGUGAUCUUAAUUUCCAUAUACUAGAUUCUUCUUCAUCAGCAAUUUCUUCAGGUGAUGGCUUUGUUAAUUCUAUCAUUCAGGAAGUGGGUUUGCAAGAUUUGGGUUUUAUAGGCAUAGAACAUACUUGGUCAAAUAAUAACUUGGGAACUAGUAAAAAGAAAUCAAGACUAGAUAUGGCUUUCACUAAUGGUGCUUGGAGUCUACACUUUCAAGAAUCUAAACUUCUUCAUUUAACUCAAAGUGGAAGUGAUCACUUCCCUGUGAUGUUAGUGACAUAUUACUCUCAGCCAAAACUUUGGAAGCCUUUUAAAUUCUUUCAGACUUGGCUUCAAGAUAGAACUUGUGCAGCUGAAAUUGCUAAAGCUCGGGAAAAAUCAGUUCAAGGCUCUCUAGGUUACAAGCUCAUUAAAAGGCUUCAGUUCACCAGGAUUACUUUAUCCAAAUGGAACAAAACUUAUUUUGGAAACAUUGAUCAGAAUGUGGAUAAUCUCCAAUAA